This is a messenger RNA of Enterospora canceri, 612 nucleotides long. The record is from the annotation of a GenBank genome assembly. Lineage: Eukaryota; Fungi; Microsporidia; Enterocytozoonidae.
AUGAUAGACGACAAGACACUUAAAUGCGUCCUAUGUCAGACUAUACUCCAUUCCAAAAAGGGAAUCAGCACGAUUAUCGGGAAGCAUAAUAAGACACAGAAGCACAUCACCAUCCGUGCCAAUUGCCAGAACUUCCUAGAAAACAACCAAAUCAUCAACUACGAGAGGCACUUCCACUACGAAAUAAUCCACCUGAAAGACUAUCUGAAAAAGAGCAAUAAAAUUGAUGAGGUUGUCAUGAAACACGUGGCAUCCAAAUUCAACAUCAAGGAGCACUUUUCAGAGAGCAAAAUGCUGCUGAAACGAAUUCAGGAGGUUUCUGGGGUUGAAAUCCUCCCAAAUGCCAUCUACGAAAACAUCAAUUUCAGGAAGUUUGUGCUAAACAACUCCAAUGGAAUCAAGACCAAAAUGUGCACUGCUGAGCCAGAGCUAUUUUACGAAUCAGCAAUAAAAAAGAAGGAACUCAAGGAUUCGAACCUGCGUAAGUCAUUCGUGAGUAUUUUGUCUGGAAUCACCUACGGCUCAAACACCACCAAAAGCCCCAGUAAGAAAUCAGGUGAAAAUACCAAGCCAAAAAGCAGGAUCAAAGUUGUGAUAAAACGCACCAAAUGA